This is a messenger RNA of Melitaea cinxia (Glanville fritillary), 2652 nucleotides long. RefSeq lists its product as uncharacterized. The transcript is spliced from 12 exons. The record is from RefSeq and is a predicted model, not a curated record. Gene Ontology annotation, biological process: DNA damage checkpoint signaling; DNA repair. The coding region runs from base 127 to 2580 and encodes 817 amino acids. NCBI's taxonomy places the organism in Eukaryota, Metazoa, Arthropoda, Insecta, Lepidoptera, Nymphalidae.
UGUUUAUGGGUACUUAAAUGUCAUCAAACGUUUGUUUUUGUUUUGAAAAAGGAUUAAGCGCCAAAGGCUAAAGUUAACUUUAAAAUGAAACCUGAUAGAAAGUACAGUAAAUAGUUAAAACUUAAGAUGUCUAAACGAUUAGUAUUCCCGCAACAAUGUGGAGAAAGAAAAAAACCAAAACUUGAUAUUACCGUAUCCGAUCACAAUUUUCCUUUAAGUCAAAAUGCUGGACCUAGCAAAGAUGUUAGCCAAGUGGACAAUUGGGGCGAUGACAAUGACGAUGAAAUCCUUCUACUGGCGAGUCAGGCAUGCGAGGAAGCUUACAAUGACAAUAAUACUACGUUACCUGACUACAGCAUAUGCAUGCAACCGUCUUCAACAAGCACUCAAAUUAACAAAGAAACACCGAGUACAUCUAAACAGGAAUUCUCGUUUAAAAAGCCUACCUUCAGUCCAUUGAGUGCAGUCUCGACCAAAAUGAGGAGUAGUUUCAAAACAAUAUCUUCUCCGCUACCCGGCAUGGCAAAGGAUUGCAAAACCGAUGGCGUUAAAGUUAGUGAUGAAAUAAUAUUUAACGAUCACAUACACAAAGGUCAAGAUUUCAACCAAAUGUAUCGCCAACUACUGCAACUACAAGAAGAGAAUACAAAAUUGAAAUCUGAAAAUGGUAAAUUGUUGGAGAAAUGUUUUACGAAAGAAGGUGAGGCUUCCAUUCUCCGAACUCAGCUCAAAACUUGUCAGACAGCUGUUGACAAUGCUCGAUUAGAGAAAAUAAAGGCUCAGGAGAAAGCUCAGAUGGAAUGGUCAGAAAAAUUAAAUGCUUUGAGUAACCAAAUGCAUGAUUUACAAAAUCAGCUGGAUUUUAAGAAUUUAGAAAUGAUAAGUGUAAAAGAGAAGUGCAAGAUGCUCGAGUCAAACAAAGUGAAACUUACCCAAGUCACUGUUGCCGGUAAUGACAUAUUUGGAAGUCAAAGGCAUAACAACGGCGUUUGUAUUAAACAAGAUGCAGCAAGUCAUGUAAAGAAAGUUAAAACUUUGUCAAAUAGUGUUCAGACGGAGGACAAGUCACAUUUUUUAAAGUUAAACCUAGUUUUAAGAGAAGAAGAAUCAAAAUUAUCACAAAUAUUACCAUUUAUCUUAGAACCAACGACAGAUCAGUAUUCUAUUCUGAACUACAACGAGAAACUACGGCAACGGACCGACGUACAGAAUAAAUGUAGAAUAUUCAGCACAUUUCAUAAGUUACCGAAGACGAGAGUCAAGAAAGAUAUUUGUAAGACUCGGGUUAAUUUGAAUUGUAUUUAUGAAGACCUUAGUUACAUAUCAGCUAAUAGAAAUGGCAGUGUCGAGAUGUAUUUGAAUAUUGUUAAAGUUACUAUGAGUACAUUAAAAGAACUUAGGCAAGAACUCGAAGCAAUCAUUCACAGACUGACAUCUGCUUUUCAAAAGGAAAUGGAUGAGAGGUACAUUGAUGCUACGUCAAAACCGCUAAUUGUUAAAGAGAAUGAAUUACUAAGUGGCAGGAUUUUGUAUAAAGAAGAACAAGGUUUACUAGCUAGACGAGUCAUUUGUGUUCUAUUUUACCUUCUAGAAGAUAAUAGAAAUAAUGAGUUAUAUGAAAUAUUACUGGACGACGAAAAGCAGUCAAAUGAACAAACAUAUUCUUUUGUUAAUGAAAUCAGUGAGAUUUGCUUAUUGUUGGAUAAUGCGACAUGCGCCCUACUCUACAGCGGUCUACUAACAUCUAUAACGUUACUAUUGCAAGCCAUUGCUAGUCACCGAGAUAGAAAUACACAGUUAUUAAAAAUAUGCAAGUCCAUAAUAAUAUCAAGGCCAUUACCGUUUGUUACAAAGCAUAUAUUGAAUUUAUUAGUAAAAUUAUCUUGUAACGAUAACAUAUUACCAGAAAUAUGUUCUAGAAGUUCCAGCGGUAACUUAAAACUGGAUUACGAUCAAGGAGUGUUAUUGUAUAAGAAAGAUUCGUGUACAUUACAAGUAAUCUUAAAGCAGACAGAAGUAGCAUUGAAAUGUAUUGAGAAGCACCGGGCAGUGCAAGAAGCGUUAGAUCUCGUUAGAGCUUUACUGCGGUUGUACUGUAACUUGAAUAGUCAAUCUGAUGACCAGUUAGAGACACAUCGAUGUGACUGUCACACUGUAUUCUUACAAGUUAUUGUGUUUGCUCUGAGAAUAUGUGUUGAUUUUCUAAAUAUUGAAAAUAGAACAAAAUUAAGUGAUAACAACCAAUCACUAGAGGCAGAUAUUCUGUCGUCAUGCCUCAGUGCUGUGUCAGUGUUAUCCCGCACCGCGCCGCCCCCCUCGCUACACGGACCACUGCUGGCCUUAGCGGCCACACUGAGGGGACACACCGGGAGAUCCGGCACUAGGGAUACUAGCGGCACUACUGGUGAUAACGGCACUAGUGGCGCUAGCGGCAUCGCCGGCACUAGUGGUGACAGUGACCUGUGUAACAUGCUAUCGGAAAUAACGCAUACAUUCCAAACGUGUCCAGAUGAGUUGCCUCCCAGUUACCACAAAAAAGCCUGGAUCAAAAGCUUUCAAGCCUUUUCGUUAACAGACUGAUUGUGAUAUAUGUUUCAUUUACUGUUGUAAAUACUAUAAAUAUAUGUUAUUUAUAAAAAAGCUAUUGUAAAA